This is a messenger RNA of Balaenoptera ricei (Rice's whale), 3053 nucleotides long. It is a transcript of the gene CNBD2, whose product is annotated as cyclic nucleotide binding domain containing 2. Gene Ontology annotation, biological process: spermatogenesis. The transcript is spliced from 14 exons. Bases 1001 to 3040 code for a protein of 679 amino acids. Lineage: Eukaryota; Metazoa; Chordata; Mammalia; Artiodactyla; Balaenopteridae. The record is from RefSeq and is a predicted model, not a curated record. Gene Ontology annotation, molecular function: cAMP binding.
GACUGCAGGAACUGCCAAAACUCGUUUGUCAUUAACGCGUAAUGGGGAGCCAGGCUCAGGGCCUCGGAUCUGAUCAUGGCUCUAGUCCAGAGAGCGCCCGGGCCCGGCCGCCCGCAGCUCUGCCGCUCAGCCGGUGAUGCGCACGUCCGUGCGGCGGCGAAGCCGCCGGGCCCGCGCUGCCUCGGGCAGGAUGGCGAGCAGCUGCUCCUGCACCAGCAUCUCCACGAUCUGCUCCUUCGUACGGAUGUCGGGCCGCAGCCACUGGCGGGAGAGCUCCCGCAGCUGUCGGAACGCCUCCCGCGGGCCUGCCGCGUCCUGGUAGCGGAACUGCCGGAAUCGCUGGCGGAACGUCUCCGGGCCGGGCCGGGAGCCGGCAGGGCCUGGGGGGGAUCGCGGAGCGGCUUCGGCAAGCGGCGCGGAGGCCAGGGGUGCGGGCCCGAGGGGCAGUUCCAGGGCGGCGGCGGCCGCCGCGGGAGACGUAGGAUUCGCUUCGGGGGCCGCGGCGUUGAGGCUGGACGACUCGGGGGCAGGCGGUGGGGUCUCAGGAGUCGAGGAGGAGCCCAUGGAAUUACGCUCCGGGCCUGAGCUCAGGCCGGCCCCUUCCUCUUUCCCCGACAGUGGCGCGAGGCUCUCGGUUACUGACAAGCUUGGCUCACUCGCCGCCAUGACUCCAGCUCCGGACGUCACUCUUUGUCCGGCAGCUGUGGGCGCAGCACUGCGUCUGUGAGAGGGCGGAGUGAAGAGGGAGACGUUUCCGCUAAAGGGCGGAGCCCGCGCGACCCUGAGGGAGAGGGGCGGUGGGGACCCCCAGCCUACCAGCGCCAGCAAAGCGCCUGGGGCGGCCGGAAGUGGGCGUCCCGGCUAGCUUCUCUAUGGUGAGCUCGGCGCGCGAGCGUCCGGAAGCUGAGUCCGGGCUCCCGGAAGCGGCGCCCCCUCGCGUUCCUGAGUCUCGGCAGGAGGCUGUGGCUGCCGCAGGCCCGCCGGCCAGUCGAAGCGUGCAAUGGCUGGCUCCGGCUGGUGGCGCCUGCGAGCACCAGUUCGAGGAGGAGGAGAAGUCGAAGAGUCGGAGGAGGAGCCGGAGGAGGGGUCGGAGGAGGAGUCGGUGCCGGAGCCGCCGCUCAAGCGCAAGCCCAAGUGCAAGCCCAAGCCUAAGGAGAAGGGGCCCAGAAGGGUCCCUAUCCGCCUAGAUCGCUUCGGCUUGCAGAUGAAGAAAUCAAGAUACCAAGAGGCAAAGGACUGGUCCAAAAUCAAAAACCUAGGGCUGUACCAGCUCACCAUGGAUAUCAUUAUGAUGAACCGAGUGUGUAGAAUGUUCCGCCAAGGCCUCAGGGGAUUUCGGGAAUAUCAGAUCAUUGAGACUGCUCACAGAAAGCACCCUAUCUUCUCUUUCUGGGAUAAAAAGAAACAAGGCCGAGUCACAUUUGAUACCAUGGACUUCAUUGCAGAGUUGGGUCACUUCCCUCCAAGGGCCAUUCAGAUCACGCAGAAGAAGCCCGCUUGGAGGGCAGAGCGCGAGAUCCAGUCCCUCUGUAACCUCCUGCAGGUUCUGGAUAGUUACCGGAACUACUCGGAGCCCGUGCAGCUGCUCCUGGCCAAGGUCAUGCGCUUUGAACGGUUUGGUCGCAGGCGUGUGAUCGUCAAGAAGGGCCAGAGGGGCAACAGCUUUUAUUUCAUCUACCUGGGCACGGUGGCUGUGACCGAGGACGAAGAUGGCAGCAGUGCCUUCCUGGACCCCCACCCGACGUUGCUGCAAAAGGGCAGCUGUUUUGGGGAAAUGGGCUUUCUAACUUCUUCAGUGAGGAGGGCCACCGUGGUUUGUAUGGAAGAAACAGAGCUCUUGGUUGUUGACAGAGAGGAUUUCCUUGCUAAUAAACUGGACCAAGAAGUUAAAAAGGAUGCUCAGCAUCGGUUUGAAUUUUUUAGGAAGAUGGAUCUGUUUCACUCCUGGUCCGAUGAGAAGCUCUGGAAGCUCGUAAUCCUGGGGAAGAUAGAGAAGUUCUCAUACGGGCAGCUGAUCUCAAAGGACUUUGUAGAAUCGUCCUCCAUCGUGUUUGUGUGUAAGAUACAGAUGCGAUUAAAGACCCAUGAGAGUCUUUCCAGAGAGAACUGCUCAUGUGUGUUUCUCCAGUACCUGCAGUUCCCGGGCAGCUGUGAAGUACUGCAGUUGAUAAACCUUGCGACCUCGCCCUUCUACCACAAGUGGAUCUGGCAGCACCUGCAGCUGAUAGACAACAGACCUCCCAACACCCACCUCAAGGAUCUGUCUCCUGUGGAGAGAUUUAAGGAAUUCCAGAUCAGGUCAUAUCCUGUACAGGAUUUUAGUUUUCUGAAACUUCUGCAUCUCCGGAAAGCCCAGGAGCAACAGGGAUCCAGCUUCAGUAGGAAGAUUAAAACCUCAGGAAAUACUCUCCCAAAGACCUUGGGCUCAAAGAUCAAAUCCAGGUGUCCUCAUUUCAUCGAGUGUCCCAUGAUUGAUACGAAGUAUGGUGAUCUCCCCAAGGAGGCUGCAGUGGGGGCCUACAUGAAGAUCCACACCGUGGAGCAAGGAGAAAUCUUGGGCCUUCACCAGAUCCUCCUCCCGGAGAGCCAGCAUGACACUCGGCCCUUGAUCCUGGUGAGCCUGGGAGCUGAGGUGAUACGGGUUAGGAAAGAGAAGUUCUGUGAACUGAUUGACAGUAAGACAAUAGAAAAAUUGUCGAAGUUCGAGAUCAAGUACCCCAGCGAUGAAGAUGUGUGCCAGAAGUUCCUCGAGGAGAACAGCUGGAAUGUCUUCCGGAAGGACCUGAUGCGGCUGCUGGUGGAGCCUCGCCAGUGUCCACCAUUCACCCCAAUGCAGCCCAAGAAGAAAGGGAUCUACGGCCCCAAGGCUGUGACGCUGGAUUUGUGUAGCUUAGACAAGAAGACUAAACCUCAUCAUCCCAUUUUUAUGGCACCCCAGAAACACCUCCCCCCAUUGAGGAUUGUCCAAGCCAUUAUAGCACCCCGGUACAAAAUCCAAGAACUCCUGCCUCAGUAUAAGAAUGCAGGGGUCCUUGUUUAGAAUCAAUAAAAGA